This is a messenger RNA of Alternaria infectoria, 2919 nucleotides long. RefSeq lists its product as uncharacterized. The record is from RefSeq and is a predicted model, not a curated record. The transcript has 3 exons. Bases 1 to 2919 code for a protein of 972 amino acids. NCBI's taxonomy places the organism in Eukaryota, Fungi, Ascomycota, Dothideomycetes, Pleosporales, Pleosporaceae.
AUGCGUGCGUAUCCGCGAUUGUCACUGGAACCUCCGGCAGAUACGGUGUCGAUACCCGAAGUCACGGCGCAUCCGAUCGAUUCUCAGACAUCUAGCUUUCUCAACCUCUCGGGUGAGGCACGUAACAUAGUCUACGAGCUGCUCUUCGAAUUUGAGCAGCCGAUAGCACUCUCUAACCCGCCAUCUGUGCAUGCAUCUCAGAAUUCUGUACCUCCGGUAGCGCUACUUUCGACAUGCCGGCAAAUAUAUCAUGAAGCUGUCGGCAUCUUGUACACCCGCAACCGUUUCCUUGCCGCGACCGCAUCGGGUUCCACAUGGUUAUCUGCCCUGAACCACACAACUAGUUGGCUUUUGGGACUGGGAUCACAAGCAAGGCAUCUUCGCCACCUCACCGUACACGUCGUUCACCGCAGUCGCGACCUGAACGAGCUGCAAUCGUUUCAUCCGGAUACCACAUCAAACGCACGGCUUUUCGAGGUCCUACCCCUACUGCGUGCGCUCUGGGAACUUCGCUUGGACCGGUGUCACAUCAAAUACGCUCUUGCCCACCAGGAUUAUGCCAAUGAUCUCGAUGUAGACCGGUCAGACGCGCUGUAUGCAGCAGACGCCGCCUUUGCUGCUAUUGCCUAUGGACCAGUCGCUCUGACUACACCACGAAAGCUGCUCGCUAGCGUCCAAAUUUCUUCAUCCGGCACUUGCCUUCUUCGAUUCAAGAGCUCAACAGAAGGGCUCGUGAGCUCCAUCGAGUGUCUUACGCCAACAGGUGCAUGUGCCAUGUCCACCGCAUGCCUCCCUGCGGAGCUUCAUCCUCACCCUCAUCUCGUCAGACACCCAGCAAAGAAGAGCCAGGCGAGAUUGGCGGGUCUUCCCUUCAGCGUACAAGGUCGCAUCGUCUCGGCGUACAUGGCGGCUGCGAAAGAGCCGUCUUCGGCAAUUGAAGUAGACCUUGGUAUGCGCCGGAUACGUGGCCUCGAGCACCUACACGCCUUGCUCGCUCUGAACCGCUCCUUUCGGCUGAAAGCGCUAUCCUCCAUCACAAUGCUGGCCGAGCCAGUAACGGUGCGCAUUCCGAUGAAUACCACCUCUAAGGAUAAGUCGGGUUUCUGGGACCUCCUUCGCUAUGUACGCGAAGAUGCCGGAGGUCCAGAUCGCUUCGAUUGUUUGCACUGGGCAUUGUUACGUAACAGGCAUCUGAGCAUUUCUGUUACCUUUCAGCUCACCCCCACGACGACCCUGCGCAACGUCGAAAUGGAUGUGCAUGGCUUACUUCAGAUCGAGAUGCGUCGCGAGUGGUCGUGGCCUGUGGACUUUCCUCGACCGGAUAUCCCCAUCCGUGUGCAACUUGUGCAUGUACCUGGCAAACACUCCGGCCUCCAGACAGUUCACACACGUCAAUUUCUCCUUGGCCAGUUGAAUCAGAAAAUGCUGUUGCUUCUGCGCGACGCCAUCCAGACAUCGACAAUUCAUUACCGCCACUGGAUCAAAGUCAGCACCGAUGGCCACGGAUCAACUCCGCCAGUCAAUCCCGCAAUGUCGGAAUACUGCAAGAAGUUUGGAGUAACGGCGCCCGACUGGCUUCUCACGAGAGGCGUUCUGAUCUUCUGGAUGGACGGAUUCGGCGAGCCUUUGCGUGCAGACUUUGCUACCUCUGCUGGUGAUGUUGGGUUCUCGGUGCCCUACUCGCAUCCUGGACUAGCCAAUAAGGCGCUGCGCAACCAGGUAGACCGCCACUUGGACGAGGAGUGGAGUCACUUUGCCAGAGAUUAUCAAGAGGGCGUGCACGCAGGUCUCUACAAGUUGUAUCACGCACAGGUUGAAUGGAUCCUGAAGGGCCAACUCUCGCCUGCGUUCACCAGCGAUUCCAUAGAGCAAGCAUCAACAUUGCCAGUCCACUCCAUCGCUGACACAGGUACGAAAGAUCUCAUGGAUCUGGCUGGCCAUGACCCUUUCGCGCCCGCUACGAGCACCCGUUCCAUGCAGACAAUGGAGCCAACGAAACCUUCCACCAGUCCGCAAAACGACACUGAAGACUUCGAUGACAUCGCAGCAGCGAUCAGUCUGAUGAUGAUGCAGACUGCCGACUCGGCCAAAGACAAGUUCUCCUUGGACAACGAUCACUCCGGUACCCUUGAAGCUCCCAAAAUUCCCUCCAUACGGGUGACAGAACCGAACAAGAAUGACAUAUCGUUGGAGACAAAAGACUUUGGUAGUUUUAUCGCAGCUACAACAACAAGGAGAGCGCUCCCAAUUCGCAUUCCUUCCAUAUUCACCAGUCAUCGCGUUGCUGCUGGCUCUCCCACUCUCAGCUUUGCGCAACAAUCCACUGUGGUUGAUGAACAGCUGCCACUGGCCUGGCUCCAAGACAUGUCCAACGGCCCUGAGUUCGGUGGCGGCGAUGUGACCAAUUGGGAUGACCCCACACCGGAAUGCUUUUUCGCACCGCCGCCUUUACUGGAGCGGACUCCAAUGUUGCCAACGCAAGCGGCCAUGAACUCAACUCACGACAUAUGUCUUCCAUUGGACAACGCCAUUUCCAUAAGCCUGUGGCUCGACGAUAUCAGCACUGCGUUCACACCUGAGUCCUUGAGUUCUUCUCUACCAUCACCGGAGGAGCGCGCAGCCCCAUGUUCGAACCGAGAGUACGACUCGCCAGGGCUAUCCCAAUUAUGCGAAUUGCCUACGAUUCCACCGAAGAAGCGCAAGCGCUCGUCAUCCGUCUUAUCAGAUGUCCAGUGCGCACAACGCCCGUCCUGGAACCAACCUUGGCCCUCAUCAUCCAUCUUACCGGACCAUGACGUUCCACAGCUUGCCUAUCCCGAUAUGGAAAUCGAUAUGCAUGCGAUAGAGAGCCUAUGGGAGGGCCCAACGUGCGUGGAGCAGGCCGACGACGACAACAACCCUGUGAACGAAGCCUUGUGA